Messenger RNA from Rhopalosiphum maidis (corn leaf aphid), 2574 nucleotides. It is a transcript of the gene Synd, whose product is annotated as protein kinase C and casein kinase substrate in neurons protein 1. Gene Ontology annotation, biological process: cytoskeleton organization; regulation of endocytosis; plasma membrane tubulation. The record is from RefSeq and is a predicted model, not a curated record. The transcript has 9 exons. Lineage: Eukaryota; Metazoa; Arthropoda; Insecta; Hemiptera; Aphididae. Gene Ontology annotation, cellular component: cytoplasm; endosome; plasma membrane. Gene Ontology annotation, molecular function: phospholipid binding; protein binding. Bases 527 to 1960 code for a protein of 477 amino acids.
UCCGUUCGUUCAGUUUCGGCACUACUCGGCGUCACCACAGUCGGUCCGUCCGUCGUCGUGCUUCGUACCUCGAAUUCUGUAUUAUUUUACUGGUAUAUUGUAAUAAUUAUUAAUUAUAACUGUCGACAGUUUUUUUCCUCGUUACGCCGAGCGUGUUGGGUGUCGUUUUUUUUCAGUUUUUGAUAGUGAAAAAAAAUAAGAAUGUGUUAAAAAUUACAGUUAUGUUUUUAAUGUUAAUAACAAUGCCAUAAAAUAACAUGAUAUGCCGCGACGACGUGAGGAGGUACCCCACACCUGUGCCAUGUCAAUAAUAUUGAUAACGGUUUGAUAAAGAAGAGUAUCGGAACGUCAAAUAUUUUUAUGACCGUUUUAUUGUCGUACUAAAAGCUGUUGUUGUUUCCAAGUAAAAUAUCAUAAUUCCCAAUCGACCGUCCCGGAUCCCUGACGCUGGACAAUCGGACCAUCAGCAAAGCCGACACGGUCAACGUUCAACGACGCUUUGCGCACCAGAUAAAUAUCAGUAAAAAUGUCACAUCACAGUGAUGACAAUAUGUUAAUAGCAAGUAGUGAUUCGUUUUGGGAACCCGGCAAUCACAAACGCACUACUAAACGUAUCGAAGAUGGUUAUCGGUUAUGCAAUGAUCUUAUUACCCUCAUACAAGAAAGAUCAGAUAUUGAAAAGGCAUACUCUAAGAGCUUAAAAGGAUGGUCAAAGAAAUGGAACGAAAUUAUUGAAAAAGGUCCAGAAUAUGGAACGACAGAAGCAGCUUGGAAGGGUGUAUUAGUUGAAGCUGAUAGACUUUGUGAUUUGCACAUAAGAGUUAAAGAUGACUUGUGUAAUGAUAUAAUGCAACAAGUAAAGACGUGGCAAAAAGACAACUAUCAUAAGACUGUUUUGCAUAUAAAAGAACGAAAAGAAAUGGAAGAAUCAUUUAAAAAAGCUCAAAAACCUUGGUGUAAACUAUUGACUAAGGUUAACAAAACAAAAAAUGAGUACCAUAUUGCAUGUAAAGCAGAAAAAUCAGCAACAAAUCAAGAACGAAAUGCAUCUGCUGACAGUUCCUUAUCUAUGGAUCAAGUGAAAAAAAUGCAAGACCGUGUAGCUAAAUCGAAAGAAGAAGUGCAGAAAGCCAAAGAAAAAUAUGAAAUGGCUCUACAAGAAUUAAAUGCAUACAAUCCAAAAUAUAUGGAAGAUAUGACAGUUGUAUUUGACCGAUGCCAAGAAACAGAAGCUAGAAGAUUACAGUUUUUUAAAGAUACCCUGUUUACAAUACACAAGUGUCUAAAUGUUUCUCAAGACCCCGUGUUGCCACAGAUUUAUGAAGAGUUUUAUCAUACUAUCAAUAAUGCUGAUCACGAGAAAGAUUUACGAUGGUGGUCAAAUAACCACGGUGUCAAUAUGGCUAUGAAUUGGCCCUUAUUUGAGGAUUAUAUAGAAGAAUUCCGGGAUAUAUCCAAGGGAAAAAUCAAGGAAUCUAUACCUGCUGGAACAAUAACAUUAAUCAAUCAACGAUCAGUCGGAGAAGAUUUGCAUGUAAAUGAUUUACAUUCAACUCAUCCAAAGGUAAAUAGCAAAAAGCAAACUGUUACAUUAUCACGAUCGGAUGAUAGUACUGACGAUCAUAAGCAAUCUACAGAAAAAUCAAAUGGAACAAAAUCGCAUCCUAUAACCAAUGGAGCGUCAAACAGCCAAACACCGGACUCAAACCCUUUUGAGGAGGAGGAAUGGGAUGAAGAAGAAGGAGUUGGUCCCGAUGGUGCGCUUGUGGACAACGGUGAACCCGGUGUACCUGUAAAAGCACUGUAUGAUUAUGAGGGUGCCGAAGCUGAUGAGCUCAGUUUUAAACAAGGAGAGUUAUUUGAAAAAUUAGAAGAUGAAGAUGAACAAGGCUGGUGCAAGGGACGUAAGGAUGGUCGAGUUGGAUUAUACCCAGCCAAUUAUGUAGAAUCAGUAUCAUAAACAGAAUGAUUAGUUUUAAAUAUCAAAUAGUAUGUAUAAUAUUUAAAAAUGAAAACAACAAUGACAUAUAUGGACUACUAUGUACUAUGUCUGUUCCUCUGCCAAAAAAAGAUGUUGUGAUCCAAUUAAUAUUUUUGGAGUAUUGGUUGUUUUUAAUUUAAAUUGUUUGUUUAUUUAUAUUUAUUUAAUGAAAAAAAGUUUAUUGUUAUAUUGAGGGAACAAUUGGUAGAUAGAAACAGAUAUUUUUAUUUGAAACAAUUUUUUUUUCUUAAUACUCCAUUAAUUUUAAUAAUAAUUUAUAUACUGGCAUUAUCUACUCUUAUCAAAUGUAUACUAGAGAAAUGUGUUGAUAGUUACAUAUCUACUUGAACAGCAUUUAAUUAAAAUCAGUAAUUUAUUAUUAUUAUUAUUAUUAUUAUUACUAUUAUUAUUUACACAAAGGAGUGAUCAACGCAUUGAGCAUUGAAAGUAUGUUUUAAAUCAAGAUUUUAUGGAUCAAAUCAAAAUCUGAAUCAAUAAAUUGAAUAAAAUGAAUAGAAUAAACAAUUUUACUAAAUACUUUUUAGUAUAAUGCAUAAAGAACAAUUAAACAAUUGUAAGUGUUUAAUUAUUUU